This is a messenger RNA of Sordaria macrospora k-hell, 240 nucleotides long. The record is from RefSeq and is a predicted model, not a curated record. Lineage: Eukaryota; Fungi; Ascomycota; Sordariomycetes; Sordariales; Sordariaceae.
AUGCUCCUCCCCGUGAUUCCCCCUUGCCCUCAUCCUCCUGCCCCUGCUUAUUCCGCAACAACACAACUCGUACAGGCCCCAAAGCAGCAAGCAAGCUAUCGUGCCGACACCACAUAUGAGGCCUAUCUUCUCUCCGAAACUGAGUCCACCUCCGUCACCUCCGUCACCAUCAUCGCCCGCGCCAUCAACAUCAACCGGUGGUGGAUCAUGGACUUUGGGCUGGUGCGGGUCCAGCGCUAG